AUGAUAUCCAUCAGAGUGGUACCAUUUUAUGAUCAGCGAACUGUUGUAUCUGUGAAGGAUGCAGCAUGGACGAUGUUUUGCAAGAUUGGUCAAAUGCUUACUAUAUCGGAAAGCUCUGUGAAAAGCUCAAGUUCUUCUCUUAUGAGUCAUCGGUCAUAUUAUUACAAAGCUAUUGUUGCUGGUAGAUCGGGAAGCAAAGAUUCUACUGAUAGUUCUGUUUCAUGUCCAAUCCAUGGGAUACUGAACAUGCGGAAAUUGCAAAUCCUUAUGGCAGCUCCAGGGCAAUUGAAUGCAUUGAUUCCUGGUUCGGGUGGAAUUACUAUCAAGAAGACCAGCCAGGCCCUAUUAAUCGGUGUAUAUGAUGAGCCUGUGACUGCUGGGCAGUGCAACAAAGUCGUUGAGAGGCUGGGCGAUUACCUCACCGAGCAGGGUCUCUAA
Molecule: messenger RNA, 438 nt
Organism: Pyrus x bretschneideri (Chinese white pear)
Lineage: Eukaryota; Viridiplantae; Streptophyta; Magnoliopsida; Rosales; Rosaceae
Product: profilin-3-like
Exons: 4
Coding region: 1-438 (145 amino acids)
Cellular component (GO): cell cortex
Molecular function (GO): actin monomer binding
Source: RefSeq, a predicted model, not a curated record